UGAGGCCCUUUAUAAACUCUCUUUCUUCACUCCCAAUUUUCCACUCAAAUUUCAAAAUCAUUCUCCGAUUAAUGGCUUCCAUGGAUGACGCUUCCACUUUGGAUCUCAUCAGUCAACAUCUUCUCGGCGAUUUCAUCUCCAUCGAAGCCUUCGCUUCCAAUUUUAACCUCAACAAUGGUGCUUCUUCGGAUUUUAGGGUUUCUGAAUCCACGCCCCAAAUCAGCGCCGCCGCGUCCAAGGCGGCUCACCGCCGGCCGUCGCUGAACGUGGCGAUUCCUCCCAAGAGCUACUCCGUCAAGUCGGCGGCGGCGGCGGAGGCGACUGAUCAGUUCGAUGUGAGUUCUGGGAGGCAUUACAGGGGCGUCCGCCGGCGGCCGUGGGGAAAGUUCGCGGCGGAGAUACGCGAUCCGAACAAACGCGGCGCGCGUGUUUGGCUCGGAACUUACGACACCGCCAUUGAAGCUGCGAAGGCUUACGACAGAGCUGCUUUCAAGAUGAGGGGAAGUAAGGCGAUUUUGAAUUUCCCUCUCGAGGCCGGGAAGGAGAUGGAGGAGCCACCGGUGGCGGCGAUUGGCCGGAAAAGGAGGAGGGAAACUGAAACUGAGACUGAGACUGGACAAAUAAUGGAGAAUAAGACGGUGAAGAAGGAGGAGUCGUCGGGAACAAUGGAGAUCGGCGAAACAGAACAAGAGCAGAUUGCGGUUCCGGCGGCCGUUUGUCCGUUAACGCCGUCGUGUUGGGCGACGGUAUGGGACAGUGAUGUGAAGGGGAUAUUUAACGUGCCUCCGUUAUCGCCGUUAUCACCUUAUCCCUUAAUGGGAUGUUCUCAACUCACAGUAAUAUAAAAAAAUAAUAAUAAUUAAUUAGUUAAUGUUCUUUAAAACUCGUCUAACUUUGUGAUGGAGAACUUAUGAGUCUUAUCCAAGUUAAUAAACGAGAAGAACACAAAAAAAAAAAAAAAAAAUUGUGGUAUUUGUUUAUUGAUUUAUUGAAUCAAAAAUUGAAAUUUGUUUAUUCAACCAUAUGGAAUAUAAAUGAGAUGUGUUGUAUUGUAGAGGUUAAAUACCUAAUAUGAAAAUUAUUAUAUUA
This is a messenger RNA of Momordica charantia (bitter melon), 1089 nucleotides long. Its product is annotated as Integrase-type DNA-binding superfamily protein. The record is from RefSeq and is a predicted model, not a curated record. NCBI's taxonomy places the organism in Eukaryota, Viridiplantae, Streptophyta, Magnoliopsida, Cucurbitales, Cucurbitaceae. Gene Ontology annotation, biological process: regulation of DNA-templated transcription; ethylene-activated signaling pathway. Gene Ontology annotation, molecular function: DNA binding; DNA-binding transcription factor activity.